Messenger RNA from Cydia strobilella, 3852 nucleotides. RefSeq names its product (Lyso)-N-acylphosphatidylethanolamine lipase (gene puml). The transcript is spliced from 9 exons. NCBI's taxonomy places the organism in Eukaryota, Metazoa, Arthropoda, Insecta, Lepidoptera, Tortricidae. Gene Ontology annotation, biological process: lipid homeostasis; phosphatidic acid biosynthetic process. Gene Ontology annotation, molecular function: carboxylic ester hydrolase activity; lysophosphatidic acid acyltransferase activity. The coding region runs from base 201 to 1490 and encodes 429 amino acids. The record is from RefSeq and is a predicted model, not a curated record. Gene Ontology annotation, cellular component: mitochondrion; lipid droplet.
GCGCAAAUUUUUUCAGUCAUUUAUUUUGCGCAUCGCAUUAAGGUCAAUAAAGUCCUGCCGACUUUAAAAAUUAAGCAUUUUAUUUUAGUGAUAUGUUUACUGGCUCACAAGCCACCACCAAAUGGGUAGUGAACUGAAUGUAACAAGAAGCGAAAGCAGGUGUGCAGGCUGCAUGUUCACGAUCAUUCCCGCCGCCAGUGAUGCCCGGGGCCCAGUUCUGUAAAAGCUGGGGCCUGUAUGUCAUCCACUUUAUUUUUAACAUCAUUAUUAUCUUUAUGAGUGUAGUAAGCAGGACAUGGAUUGGAAAUAUUUUAUCAAUUAUUUGGAAUUGGACGGGCGGCUGGUUCAGCUGGACGCGUCAGUCCGACACAAUGCUACGGAAUGUUGAGAAGAGAAUAUUGUCAUGUCUGAAGACAGCAUACAAGCGGUUUUAUGUGGACAUCGGUUCCGUGGUGGGACAGAGCGACAGGAUAUGGACCAUCUCCUUGAACGACGAGGCGCCGGCCACGCCUCUAGUUAUGCUGCACGGGAUGGGCGCCGGCGUGGCGCUGUGGUGCCCCAAUCUUGACGUCCUGGCCGCUAAUAGGCCGGUGUACGCCAUCGACUUGUUAGGUUUCGGCCGCAGCUCCCGCCCCAAGUUCUCAACGGACGCAGACAAAGUGGAAGCGCAGUGGGUGGAGUCCGUGGAGGAAUGGCGGCGGGAGGUCAACAUCCGGCAGUUCAUCUUGUUGGGGCACAGCCUCGGCGGGUACAUCGCCACGGCGUACGCGCUUAAAUACCCUGAGAGAGUACAACACCUCAUCCUUGCCGACCCUUGGGGCUUCCCCGAGAAGCCCGCGAACGUGCAUGAAAAGUACCAGAUUCCCCUUUGGGUCCGCGCAGUCGCCACAGCCGUAUCCCCCCUCAACCCGCUAUGGGCCGUGCGCGUUGCUGGCCCGGCCGGGAAGUGGCUCAUUAGCAAGACGAGGCCGGACCUGUCCAGGAAGUACAUGAACUUUGUGCCCGACGCGGAGACGGUUAUACCGGAUUAUAUACACCAGUGCAACACGCAGACUCCUAGUGGUGAAAGCGCGUUCCACACAUUAAUGCACGGCUUCGGGUGGGCAAAGAACCCGAUGGUGAAGCGAGUGUCCAAACUGGACGCCAACCUGCCCGUCACUCUGCUGUACGGCAGCCGGUCCUGGGUGGACAACAGCACGGCGCAGGUGCUGGCGGACCAGCGGCAGAGCCCUCACAACACUCUAGUGCAGGUGAUCAACGGUGCCGGCCACCACGUUUAUUUAGACAAGCCCGAGCUCUUCAACAAGUACGUGCUCGAAGCGUGCGCCCGCACCGACGGACCCACCGAGCCUUCCAGACCUGCGGUCGAGCCAGCGAGACCCGAAAACGAGCCAGCGAGACCCGCAAUCGAACCCGCGAAACCAGAAAGCGAGCCGGCGAACCCCGAGCGAGCGAGCGACGGGCGAGCGCCCAACAACACGGCUUCUUGAUCGUAGCCAUAUCUGUACUGCUAAUCACGGAGCGAGUGAUUCAAAGCGGUUAUUUGCUUUAUUGUAUCCUGUUUACCGGUGGCGUGCACAUAGUUUUAUGCAGACAUUAACUUGCAAUUAUGAAAUCCGGUAGCCAGGAGGGAAAAUCGGGUGCUGAAAAUACUGUAAUUUUUAACAGUUUGACGUCCAUGUAAGCCUGUAAAGAGGCAGAGCUGUGCUUUAACAUUUGUAACUGUAUUCUGCCGUAUUGAGCCUAAAUGUUGCAAUUUGAGAGGUAACAAAGGCUGUCGUUGAAAUUUGAAUCUUCAUGCUCAGACAUUAGGGUUUCUUGAACUAUUCUUUAAGUACUUUUAAUAAUGCAUUAGCUUGGCAAGUACCUAUUGCAUGGAAAUUAUGUUUUGAUUGUGACGAAUUAGAUAAUUUAAAUAAUACAAUAGCGUAGUUAUCAACUACGGGGCCACUAUUCGCCAAUCUUUCCUUAUGAGACGAAACUAAGGUAUACAAUGAGAUAAGUACUCUUCGCUGGACUAGGCACGCUAGAAUAUAAAUAGGUAUAUUAUUGAAUUCUAUUUAAUAGAAGCAGGGCAUAUAUACAUUAAUUAGAUAGAUACUUUACGUGUGUUUUUUCCUAGAAAGCAUCCUCAGGACCAGUUGCACCAACAGUUACCACAGUUAGCGGCCUGGUCAACGUCACUCAGCAGUGAUCUAUGAAACAUCCCGUACAAUAAAAUUUAAAUACGCUUUAAGGUUGACAGACGGCUUGGUGCAACUGACUCUUAUUUAUAGAUAACUACAUAUACGAUCUUUCGAGUAACUGCGACGAAAUGUUGGUAACCAAUUGUAAGAUAAUUUUUGAUUCUGAAAAUAGUGUUAUUUACUACUAAAAUACUAUUCCUGUAAUACCUUGCAUACAACGUGUUUAGCUCUUCUUUACCAAAUAAUAGAUAAUUGUAGUAAAGAGUACGUAAAACUUGCCUUAUUUACUUUAAUAGUCUGCAAACACUUAUAAUAAUAUUAUCUCUGUAUUCCAGUACUUUCACAUAAUAUUAAGAUGUAAGAGUUUAGUUUAGAAGUAAUAGUUUACUGGAGUGUUUAUACGCUAUUUUAAUAAUAUUAACAUGUAUACGAACACUGCCGGUCUAAAACUGUAAACAUCUUAAUUUUCAUAAAAUUAUGUGUAUGUAAUUGAUAUUGCAGAUAUAAAUGUAGAAACUUAUCCAGUUGUAUGAAAAACUUUACACUGAAAUGUAAUACGAAAGCAAAUAAAUUAAUAGCUGUAAAACUUUAAAUAUUGCCGUUGUAUUAUACAUAUACGCAGCCACCUCCCUAGGGCAAGAGAAAAAUUAAAUUUAGAAUAUUAAGUGCCAGUUGCACCAUCUGCACUUGACAGACUGAUCAACGUCACCCGGCGCGCCGCGGCGUUUUACUAUGAAACUUUACAUACAAUAAAAUUUUGCGAACUCUAACGACGACAACCAGUUUGAUGCAACCGACCCUAAGUGUGAAUUUGAACCGUUGUGUAAUGUAACAAACACUAAAUUUGUUAGUUAUGAGUUGUUGUUUAAUGUUAGGUCACUAAUUAUAAAAUAAGAAUUAUUUUCCCGCGUUGAUGGCUUGUGUAGAAAUCGCAUUGUAGAGGCCACGCACAUAAACACCCGUGUAUGUUUAGACAUGAGAACGUCAGCUCCAUUUUCAAUUUAAAAUUCUUAUCCAUACUAUUAUUACUUGUGUAAAAUUCCAUAUUGCCUUUCUCUAAAUUGCGAGACUUAUACACAGUAAGCUACUCGGUUGUAAGGAUUAUCACAUCCAUGGGUCUAGGGGUAGUACCAUAUUAUAGUCGGUAUAACUAUUGUUACAUAAUCUUUGAAAUCUAAAUCUCUUUCCCAGAUAUGUAUGAACUAUUCUUUACUAUUUUUAUGUUCUGUCCUUUUAAUAUUUUUUAUCCUAAUCCUUAUCCAUUUAAUAAUAGCCAUUCCAAAUAGUUUCCUUCUUCUAUUUUAAUAGAAAUAAAAUGUAAAAGCUUUAAAUAUAUUGUGCAAUCUAAUGCCAGUACACAGUUGCUCAGAAAUGGGUCAGGGACAAAGCCCUUUGUUCUAUUUGGUACAGAACAGUACAGUAUAAACUUAAUAUAAAUUGAAUUUCGCGCUUAGCUGAUUUAGAUUUUAGUAUUACGAGAUGAGUCAGUUUUUUCUGAUCAGUGAUCUUUAUAUUUAGAAUUUGUUUGACACUGACUUGAUUUAGCGGAAAGCACAAGUACUUUUUGACUGUUUUUAAUAGAGCAAAUUAUAUUAUGUUGUUGUUUGUUAUUUAUCCGCGAGCUUUUUGGUACGCGGUUAGAUUUUAUGUAAAUAAAUAUUAUGUA